Messenger RNA from Dalotia coriaria, 2052 nucleotides. RefSeq lists its product as uncharacterized. The record is from RefSeq and is a predicted model, not a curated record. Lineage: Eukaryota; Metazoa; Arthropoda; Insecta; Coleoptera; Staphylinidae. Gene Ontology annotation, biological process: triglyceride biosynthetic process. Gene Ontology annotation, cellular component: plasma membrane. The transcript has 4 exons. The coding region runs from base 79 to 1836 and encodes 585 amino acids.
AAGCAUAAACUGAACGAACAUACUCAUCACACUUUUGGCAGUUCCUAGAUAUACCGUUAGUGCCCCUAAUCAUCCAAAAUGAUGAAUUUCAUAGUGAAACAAAUAAAUAUUACAAAUAAAACCUCAGAUUUAUUCGACAGUCACAACGACCACAGUGAUUUUCCACAUGGAUUUAUUCUGGUCUCAACGGUGGUUUUAUUGCCGCUCGUAAACAGUUUUCGAAAUGCAAAAACAUCAAAAUUUCGUCCGGAUUGUGUGUCACAACUUCCUAUGCUGGUUCAGCUAAACGGAUAUAUAAUUAUAACGACAAUCCUGCUUCCGUUGCUGACCAUUUUAGGGGCAAUUUGCUGGACAUUCAAAUCAGCAGUUAUCGUGUGGUUGCGACUUCGCCACAAAGAUAAAUUUAAGGGUUUAUUAAGCGGUCCGGACACUCUAUGGACCCUGGAGGAUUAUUCCACAAGUGUGGUAAAUAUCUUACUAGUUGUGCGUCACGAGAGUGCAGAAUUGUUUUCACGACUAGUAAUUAAAAAGUUGCAAGUAUUAAGGGACGAUCCAAAAUUGUGGAAGUUGAAAUGCGGCUAUUCAUCCUGCAUGGGAUACACGUAUUUACUAACAAAUCAGGAUGUGAAUGGCGGCGCUCCAUGUGUGCACAAACUAGAUUCAGCUUUUUAUGCAAAUCGGGAGGUUCUGCAAGCAUCGCUAAGUGAUUUCGCAUCAAUUGAAAUUGGUGGUGGGAAUUUGUGGGAAGCGUAUAUUGGUGCCGAGAAAAUAGCAUGGGGAAACAAAAGAAAUUGUUAUCCACUAAUUGUACGCUUUCAUCAUGUACUAGGAGAUGGGCAUGCCCUGUUGCAGCUCAUACAAAAAAGUUUCAGUCCGGCGAAUACGAGUACAACCGGCGUAAAAUUAAAACCACGACUGCAAACAAAGCAGCCCAAAGAGCACGACAGCGAUAAUGAUUUUGCACAGAGAAUGGUAAAGAUCACAAUACGUAUCAUGCAUUCGAUGCACCUAUUUUAUAAGCUCCCACAAAUAAUCAUUGAGCUUUUAUCAAAAAGGGCUGAUAAUAAUUGCUUACAUCAUCCUGGUAUGCAAUCUUCCCUUUCCGGUGUUAAAAUUGUCGCCUGGAAGGUAGAAAAAGGGUACAAGUAUGUCAAUCGUGUGAAAGAAAUAAAACGACGAAUUGGUGCCGCAUUUAUCGAUAUUAUCGCUGCAAGUGUUAGUUAUUCAUUAAACAAAUUUUUCACAAAGAAAAACAGAAAUGUGGAACAUGUAAAUGUUGUAAUACCCGCGCUUCCACACACUGCAAGCAUCGUAAACAUAAACGCUAGCGAAAACGUGCUAACUAAUCGAUUUUCUGUUGGUAUUUUGAAAUUGCCCGUGCACGCAGUCAUCGGUAUCGAAGAUAAUCGAAGCUGUUACUGGAGAUGUGCGCAAACAAUCGCAAAUUUGUACAAUUUGCGUUCGAGUUUCGAGUUUCAAAUAAACUACUGGUUAAUGGAAAUCGUCAUGGGCGUCGUGCCCCGUAAUAUAAUGAAAUUGCUAUUAAGAGAAUCCUUCCGUCUAAGCACGUUAGUUAUCAGUAAUUUGCCAGGUCCAAAACGCAUUUAUUUGGAUGAAGGAGACUGUGAAAGCUUCGUGGAGGAUAUUGUAUUUUGGGUGCCUCAGCGUGGUCUAACAGGAGUCAGCAUUUCGAUAUUCACAUAUGAUGACCGAUUUCAAUUAGGUUUGUCAAUAGAUAAACUUUAUGGAGUUACACAACAGGAGGCGGAGGUAAUGCUGGAAUCUAUAUUUGAUUAUAUCGAUCGUCUGCAUGAAGACCUUGUUAAAAAUGUUUAAAUGGUAAUAUUAUAACAACUUCAAAUAAGUCAUCAGUGUCCAUAAAUUAGGUAUUUAAAAUAACUUACGAAAUUCUAGGAAAGCCUAUAUAAUUUACUUCUAUUUUGUCUUUUCAGACUUCACUUAAUGAUAAAUGAAUGUUGUUACAAACAUUUUUAAUUUGAAUAAUUAUUCAAUCAUAAAAAAUUAACGUUUCAAUUAAAACUUGUAAUGGGA